AAUGCAGGGAGGAACACGCAGGACUGGAACAUGAAGGGGCUUGACUGACCACUGCCUCCCUUGGCCCACAGGCUACCUCAUCAUCCACGUGGUGCAGAGCCUGUGUGGCCUGGCCAUCAUGUAUGGCCUGGUGUUGCCCAUCAUCCACAAGCAGGGCCUGGAGAUGCUCCGAGGACUGGGCAUCGGGACCAUCACCAUAGCCAUCAUCCUGGGUCUCAUGAUCCUGCAGGUAUGGAUCGCUGCCAGCUUUUUCCUGCAACCAAAGAUGGGCACAGCCGACAAGCAGAAGCCCUUGGCUCUCAACAACAGGAAAGCGUUCCACAACUUCAACUACUUUCUGUUCUUCUACAACGUGCUGCUGGGCCUGGGUGCCUGCCUCUCCAGGCUGCUCAUCAGCUGCAUCCUGGGCACGUGGCUGAUCGCCCGCAUCGACAGGACCAUCGUGCAGAGUGGCUAUGAGGGAGCAGACAUGGGGUACAGUGCAUGGAUUGGCAUGCUCUAUGUGGAUCAUUAUCAUACCAACCCUGUGCUUGUCAGCUUUUGCCACAUCCUGAUCACAGGCCACAGGGAGAGGAGGCUGCAGCAGGCCAUCAAAUACUGGUACCUAAAUCAGUCAGCAGGUAAGUCUCCUGUCUGAAUCUACACUGGGGUUGGAUGAGAGGAAAAAGUACCCUAAGCCUUGUCUGGGAUUCCUGAGAUGUCCCAGGUUACCCUUCCCCACCCCCCUUCCUCCACACUCCAUGCCCUGGGAAACCUUCUACCCAGGAGAUCAGGAGGCUUACCCCCCAGUCAGCCUGGCUAUGGGACCCCUGAGGCCUUGUGUCCUUGUCUUUCUGACUGGGUUCCUCCCUUUUUCUGGGAAAUGAGCUCUAGUUCUGCUAGCUGAGUCCUUCAUUCCCCCAUUUGAGACCCCACCCAUAUCCCAGGAUGCAGGCCAGAUGCCCUCCAAGAUAGCACUCAGUUUUGCUCACCACAAGCUCUCCCGGCCACCAACUCCUGCCCCCUCAAGGCUCUAGUGUCUCCUCCCACCC
Messenger RNA from Ceratotherium simum simum (southern white rhinoceros), 1031 nucleotides. The record is from RefSeq and is a predicted model, not a curated record. Lineage: Eukaryota; Metazoa; Chordata; Mammalia; Perissodactyla; Rhinocerotidae.